AGAAGAAGAGUGUACUCCUGCAGCUGUGUCUGUCCAAUGACUCUUAGUCUGUUAUUCACUUUAAACUGAAGAUGUCGGAAGAGCUGCGGUCACAGCUGGAGAACUACCUGCAGACCCUGGACAUCCAGACCACCUGCGUGGACCACCCACCGGUGUUCACUGUGGAAGAGAUGAUGCCUCACCUUCAGGAAGUGGGCGGAGCUGUCACUAAAAACCUUUUCCUGAAGGACAAGAAGAAGAAGGGUCUGUGGCUGGUGUCGGCUCGCCACGACCACCAGGUCAACCUCAAUGACCUUGCCAAGAAGCUCGGCGUCGGAAGCGGCAACCUGCGCUUCGCAGAUGAGGCGACCAUGUUGGAGAAACUGAAGGUGGGUCAGGGCUGCGCUACGGCUCUCGCUCUGCUCUUCGAUAGGGACCACAGCGUAAGGUUGGUCCUGGACCGGGACCUGGUAGAAGGAGGCCACAACAUGGUCUACUUCCACCCCAUGACCAACGCCGCCACCAUGGGGCUCCGCCCACAUGACCUGCUGCGCUUCCUCAAGGAGACGGGACACGAACCCGUCCUAGAGAGCUUUGAGUAGGGACCGGACCUGGGUCAGGGAGUGGACAGGAUCAGGCCGAGGGAUUAAAGAGUGUUCUAGUCCGGUCUGCUGUUAGACCAGGACCUGGAGAGGACCUGUUUAUCUUGGAGGGAGUUUCUGAGGAGGAAAGUCUCAGUCCUGAGUCUUUCUCCCUGUCUGUGUGUGUGUGUGUGUGUGUGUGUGUGUGUGUG
Messenger RNA from Seriola dumerili (greater amberjack), 772 nucleotides. It is a transcript of the gene prorsd1, whose product is annotated as prolyl-tRNA synthetase associated domain-containing protein 1-like. The record is from RefSeq and is a predicted model, not a curated record. NCBI's taxonomy places the organism in Eukaryota, Metazoa, Chordata, Actinopteri, Carangiformes, Carangidae. The transcript is spliced from 4 exons. Gene Ontology annotation, molecular function: aminoacyl-tRNA deacylase activity. The coding region runs from base 72 to 581 and encodes 169 amino acids.